AGUACUAUGAGAGAAAUUCUUAGUUAUCUGAAGAUAACAGGAUUAGAAAGUAGAAUUUAAAUGUCAUAAUAAUACUACCGGUUGUUUUAUUUACUUAUGGAUUUAUUUUUUUUUGGUUCCCUUUUCCCUCUUUCCCGUUAAUGCUUCACACUCCAGUCCAGUUGGUGGCGGUAAUACACCAUAAGUUGGCUUGUCAACCGCCAUAAAAUCGUACAAGAAGGAGAAGCACCCGGGACUUUUAUUCUGCCUUGCCGGUGUGACGUCACACGCCCGCGCCGCGCUACUGCUCUCUUGUGAUUCGGCUGAAGAAAGACACAGAAAUCCUCCUGGUGAAGCGAGAUGGCGGUUAUUAAACAGGAGAGUGAAGACCUGAGUAUUGCAGAAGUAUUUAGCUUGAAACAUGAAGACACUGAGGAACAAACAGACCUGAUGGCAAUAAAAGAAGAGAAUCAAGAACUGAAAGAAAUCGAAGAGAAAGAUCAAUAUGAGAGACAUGAUUUCUUGGCUGUAGAAAAAUCCACACCGACUGAAACAAAUUCAGUUCAGAAGACCAAACCUCCCAGUUACUUAACUUGCCAUGAAUGUGGAAAAUGUUUCACACUAAAAGGAAACCUUAAAAAACACAUGAAAAUUCACACCGGAGAGAAGCCGUUCACAUGCCAACACUGCGGAAAGAGUUUCAUUGCAAAAGGAAUACUUAAUGAACACAUGAAAAUUCACACCGGAAAGAAGCCGUUCACAUGCCAACACUGCGGACAGAGUUUUGUUACAAAAGGCAACCUUAAUGAACACAUGAAAAUUCACUCCGGAGAGAAGCCGUUCACAUGCCUACACUGCGGAAAGAGUUUCGUUACAAAAGGAAACCUUAAUGUACACAUGAAAAGUCACACCGGAGAGAAGCCGUUCACAUGCCAACACUGUGGAAAGAGUUUCACACUAAAAGGAAACGUUAAACAACACAUGAAAAUUCACACCGGAGAGAAGCCAUUCACAUGCCAACACUGCGGAAAGAGUUUCGUUACAAAAGGAAACUUUAAUGAACACAUGAAAAUUCACACCAGAGGGAAGCCGUUCACAUGCCAAAACUGUGGAAAGAGUUUCGAUACAAAAGGAACCCUUAAUCAACACAUAACCAUUCAUUCAGGGAAGUCAUUCACAUGUGAUCAGUGUGGAAGGAGUUACAAAUAUGAAGAAAGCCUCAAGUCACCCAUGAGAGUUCACACUGGAGAGAAGUCGUUCGCACGUGAUCUGUCUGGACAUGGUUACAAAUACAUUGAAACCCUUAAUUCCCACACGAGUGAACAUUCAAGAGAGAGCGGUUUUAUGUGUCAUCAGUGUGGAGAGAGUUUCAACUGUAAAGUAAGCCUCUACACUUAUGUGAGACUUCAUACUACAGAGAAGGCUUUCACCUGCAAACUGUGUGGGGAUAGCUUCUCACAAAAAGGAAAUCUUAAGUUACACAUGAGAGUUCACACUGGAGAGAAGCGAUUAGUGUGGAAUGAGUCUCAGACGUAAUCCUUGAUUCACACGUGAACAGUCCUUACAACUGUAAGCUGUGUAGGAUCCAUAGAAACGUGUUAUUCACUACUACAAAGUGACAUGACUGGGGAUGUUUUGUUUUUAAAUGGCACCAGAAAAUAGGCAUCUCUGUGAAAUAAAGGUUAUGUUCACACUUAAAGGAGACAUAUUAUGCCCCUUUUU
Sinocyclocheilus anshuiensis is the source of this 1701-nucleotide messenger RNA. Its product is annotated as gastrula zinc finger protein XlCGF57.1-like. Gene Ontology annotation, molecular function: DNA-binding transcription repressor activity, RNA polymerase II-specific; RNA polymerase II cis-regulatory region sequence-specific DNA binding. NCBI's taxonomy places the organism in Eukaryota, Metazoa, Chordata, Actinopteri, Cypriniformes, Cyprinidae. The transcript has 3 exons. Gene Ontology annotation, biological process: negative regulation of transcription by RNA polymerase II; regulation of immune system process; regulation of cytokine production. Bases 340 to 1515 code for a protein of 391 amino acids. Gene Ontology annotation, cellular component: nucleoplasm. The record is from RefSeq and is a predicted model, not a curated record.